GCAGUGAACUCUACUGAGCCAAUCCCAAGACAUUUUAGAGCAUCUUGGCUUUGCCAGUGCGACUGCUCUGAAAACUUCUCAUACGAUGGCAGACAUAGACAUAGACUGGGACCUCAUCUCAUCUUAUGCUGGUCUACUAACUCUGGCUAGUGGCUCAAUCUUUGCAGGGGCGUUUGGUUCGCUUCCGAAAUCCAUAACAAAGAAAGCGGGAGCGAGUAAAAAUAUCGUAGAGGAUGAUGAUGACGGCGACGACGAUAUACCAGAGCGCUUGUCAACUGAGGACGCGUGGCUGUUCCCCGUGGUGGGCUCAGUAGCGCUUUUUGGACUGUAUGUCAUCAUCAAGUACCUUGGUGCAGAAUGGAUAAACUGGUUCCUGAAGUGGUACUUCUCCCUAGCUGGCAUAGGAAGUGUAUGGAAGACAGCCAUAUCCUUCACAAGGCUGGUCGUAGGGCAUGAUCGCUGGAAGAAGUACCAGCGUUAUCGCCUGCUGGUGCUGGAGGGCCCGAAAGAAUUGACUUCCCUUUCGUUCAGGACCCCGUCACUCUUCCUGUUUCCGCUUGGUGUCCUGCCAUCCUUGCUCUAUAGCCAAACAACCGCGGGCCGAAGCUCGGCACUGCUAACGGACAUCCUAGGAGUUUCCUUCAGUCAUAACGCGCUUUCGUUAUUAAAGAUCGAUUCAUUCAAGACCGGGACUAUUCUACUCGCCGGCCUCUUCUUUUACGACAUCUACUGGGUGUUUGGAACGGAAGUGAUGGUGAAAGUCGCAACAUCCCUCGAUGUCCCUAUCAAGCUACUAUGGCCCAAAUCUUCCAACUUUUCCACGACACGCGGAUUCACCAUGCUUGGCUUAGGCGAUAUUGUCAUUCCUGGCAUCUUCGUUGCACUCGCACUUCGAUAUGAUCAUGCGCGUGCGCAGCGUUCUUCAAAAGGAUGUGCUUCGUACAGCAAGCCGUAUUUCAUCGCGACGCUUCUUGCAUACGUUGCUGGUCUGGUCGCCACGAUGACAGUCAUGCAUUGCUUCAAGACGGCUCAACCUGCGUUGCUUUACCUGAGCCCCGCGUGCAUACUUUCAUUCGUCAUUACGGGUUUAGCGCGUGGAGAGCUGUCGGAGGCCUGGAACUGGGUGGACGUUCCUGGGAUAGAUGAGGAUCUGAAGCUCCAAGGGGAACGUAGCAUCGUAAGCGUUGAAGGGGUGUCAGGGGAUCUGACGGAGCCCGCCGGUGGGAUGUUUGACGACGUUCAUACUUCGAGUGGCAUACGGAGUGUGGCCACCGAUGACGAUGUUGAUGCCAAAUUAAAGAAGAGGAAGGGCACGAAAAAGGCACCCUAGCAUCAGUGCUGAUCAAUGCUGUAUUGCUGCAAUGGUGAAGAAGCGGAACAACAUUUCACCAACGGUAACAUCGUCAUAUACCAGAUACUAUGUGGACUACCCUUCUAAAGCUGAUAAAAGUCGAGCGACCGAUUCAUGGUUCGUUCAAAAGU
Coniophora puteana RWD-64-598 SS2 is the source of this 1482-nucleotide messenger RNA. RefSeq lists its product as uncharacterized. The transcript is spliced from 7 exons. Gene Ontology annotation, molecular function: aspartic endopeptidase activity, intramembrane cleaving. The record is from RefSeq and is a predicted model, not a curated record. Gene Ontology annotation, cellular component: lumenal side of endoplasmic reticulum membrane; cytoplasmic side of endoplasmic reticulum membrane; membrane. Gene Ontology annotation, biological process: membrane protein proteolysis. The coding region runs from base 86 to 1330 and encodes 414 amino acids. Lineage: Eukaryota; Fungi; Basidiomycota; Agaricomycetes; Boletales; Coniophoraceae.